Molecule: messenger RNA, 4205 nt
Organism: Actinia tenebrosa (Australian red waratah sea anemone)
Lineage: Eukaryota; Metazoa; Cnidaria; Anthozoa; Actiniaria; Actiniidae
Biological process (GO): alternative mRNA splicing, via spliceosome
Cellular component (GO): nucleus
Molecular function (GO): protein binding; RNA binding
Source: RefSeq, a predicted model, not a curated record
UGGUAUUUUUACACGUGUGUUGAGUGUGGCGCGCAAAACAAAACUAAGUUUUUUAUACGUUUUUUAAACCUUAUUUUGUACGAUAMAUCCCUUAUUUCGUAUACCAAUAUGAGCGAGCUUACUCCUGCUUCGAUUAAGAAGCUAAAAGUUGCAGAACUAAGGUCAGAAUUGUCGAAAUUAGGCCUCGACACGAAGGGUACUAAACCAGUUUUGAUGGAGCGACUCCUCGAAGCGACCUCAGAUAAAGCCGAAGAAAAUAAUGCUGUAGAAGGCGGAACUGAAGGAGAAAACGAGACAGAUAGUAAAGAGGAGUCGUCACAAGAAAGCCAGGAUGAAUCUGCUGCMUCUGCUAAGGAGGAAGAGUCUGUUGAAAGCGCUAAACCUUCCGAGGUAGAGAGCGAUGCGAAAGUCGAAGAUGAAAAGGUUGUUGAAGAAAAGCCAGAUUCUGAAGCAGCUYCUCCAGAGAAAAUGGAGACCAAUAACGAUGAAUCUGCUGCCCCUGAACCACCUAAAGAAACUGCAAAAGAAGAACCUACUAGUAAACCUGAAGAAGUGGCGACAGAAAAACCAAAAGAUGAAGAUAAAAAGGUUGAGAAGGAAGAGCCGAUGGACGAAACUAAAGAAGCUACACCGUCCAAACAUGAAGAAGACACAUCAAAGGAACAAGGAGAUGAUCUUGAUAUAUCCGUCAACAUAAGUAAAGUGGAAGAGGAACCUGAAGUGGAGCUUGAUGAUUCCCUGGUUGUUUUGGACAAAUACAACAGUGAUCUCCAUGUUAAGAUCAGCCCACAUGCCCUGAGCCUUAGCACCCUGAAAGAAGAAGGCUUCACAUACCUGUGUGGUGGUGCAAAAGCAACCUGGGGGGUCACCAGUGGCAAGGUUUGCUAUGAACUCAAAGUGACAGAACUGCAAGAGGUAGACCUGCCAGAUUCAGAGGAGCCAAAGCACUUUGUCAGGGUUGGAUGGUCUGUGGAGGAAGCCAGUUUUCAACUUGGUGAAGACACCCUCUCCUUUGGUUAUGACAGCACAGCAAAGAAGUGUACCAAUUCAGAGUUUACAGACUUUGGUCAGACAUUUGGCAAAGAUGAUGUCAUAACAUGCUAUCUGGAUCUGGAGAGUGAAGCAAAGAAAAUUUCCUUCAGCAAGAAUGGUGAAGAUGUUGGYGAAGCAUUUGACCUGCCUGAAGAAGUGCAAGGAAAGGCUCUCUUUCCUCAUGUACUAAUAAAGAAUACUGAAUGCACCCUGAACUUUGGUUCACAGGAUGAACCUUGGUUUGCAGCAAAGGAAGGAUUCACUUUCAUUCAGAAUUGCCCUGAAGACUCCAAGGUCCAUGGAGCAAGAGGACCAGAAUCAAAACAGGACUGUGAGGUAAUGAUGAUGAUUGGACUKCCUGCUUCAGGAAAAACAACCUAUGUUAAGAAUCAUGUCAGUGAAAACCCUGACAAGAAGUAUAACAUUCUAGGAACUAGUACUGUUCUGGAUAGAAUGAAGUUGUUGGGUGUUGCUAGGAAACAAGAGAAGUUUCUCGAUCCCCAAGGUUGGCGAGGUGUUUGAUGAGAUAACCUACGUGGACCAGGAUGAAGAAACGUCUAGAAAAAUCAUAACAGAAUACGUUAAAGACGGYAACUACCAACGACGACGCACCUUCAGUGGAAGUGGUAGUGGCGAGCCUGAAAAUAAACGACCCCGCUAUCACGAUCGACCCCGCUAUGGAGGACACGGUGGCGGGGGCGGUGGUGGUUAUUACGGUGGUGGUGGUGGUGGAUGGGGCGGUUCACCCAGAGACUAUCGGUAUAAUGACAACAGACGAGGUGGUGGCUUUCGUGGUUCCCCUCAGAAUAGAAGAGGGGGGUCUCCUCAGUAUGGGCGUGGUGGCCGUGGAGGAUAUAGGGAUAACUACCGAGGAGGGAGAGGAGGAUAUCAAGGUGGAGGAGGGAGAGGAGGCUAUCAAGGAGGAGGGAGAGGAGGCUAUCAAGGAGGAGGAUAUCAGGAUAAAAGGAGCUAUGGYGGUGGAUAUGGCGGUAACAAAGGUUAUGGCGGUGGGAAGAGCUAUGGAGGUGGAGGAAGCUACGGCAGUGGUGGUGGCUACGGUAACCAGUCACACAAACAGCCACAGCAGCAACAGCAGCAGUACAAUUAUAGUGUACAACAACAGACUCCUCGGCAACCAGCCGCCACCCCGCARACACAAGGAGCGUACAGCAACUACAGCCAAUACUAUCAAAACUAUCAACAGUAUGGACAGCAGCCGCAACAGACUGGCACACAGGCAGCUGCUACUUCCACCUACCAGCAGCAAUACCCAGCGUACUACCAACAGCAGGGYACAUAUCCGCAGGGUGGAGGAUACUCCGGUAGUUAUGGCUACUAGAUUCCCUUUUUUGUCCUCACCAGUAAAGCGUCGAUACCUUAAGCUACUACACUCGCUAAAGUUUUUUUUUUUUUGUAAAUAUCUUGUUACAUCUUGAAUGAAUUGUGACGUGUAGAAGUGAAAAGUGACAUUGCAGUGAAAGCCUGAUGAAGAUAGAAUGAGACUUGUCUAAAUUACUGCAUAAAGAACGAGUGAUUUUUGGGAUUUAGAUUUAAUAGAAAAUUUUUAGUACGAAAUGCAAGUGCCUUAGUGACAAUAUUCUUUUCAUGUUUGUUUUAUUAGUAUUUAACAAGUUUAGCAUACGAGUGGUUUUGAUAAAUCYGUGAAAUACACUUWAGCUUAUUUAGUGCUAUUACGCUCUAAUUCUUUUGUUUUCUAUUGUGUUUAUCCAAUUAUUACACUCUAAUUAGUACACUUUGGUAAGCAUGGGUGGGGUAGCGCCUCUCACCAAUGCGACCCAGGUUCUAGUACCCCCUCGGCUUGGUGUCGUAUGUGAGUAGUGUGUUGUUUGUUGGUUCUCKCCUGUGCUUCGAGGGUUUUCCUUCCGGGUUCUCCUGUUUCCUCCCUCCGCAAAAAUUAUAUUCUAAUUCAAUCUAGAAAGGGCCUAGAUGAAAAUUACUCUGUGUAAUKCUAGUUACCCUAGUUAUUCUAGUUAUUGUUUCACGGGUUCAUGAAAACCACUCAAAUUCAUGUUUUUUGAUAACUUGUUAAGCGAUGACGACCUUGUAAAUAACACAACUUCUACUUAUGCAUAUCCACGUGGAUUUAUGAAACUAGCAAAAAUAUUCUCACCUGGAAUCGAAAUAGAAAGAAUCCUCAGUCAGUUUUUGUUCUUUGAUCCAARAAUAAUCGCUGGUUUUCACAGCCGCCAUGUUGGAUGAAGUUAAAAGAUUGAUCAUUUGUCUCUUGUUGUAUCAUCCAACAUGGUUGCCAUGCCUUUUGUUAUUUUUUAAUCUCUUGGGAAUGAUUGCAAAAAUGCAAUAAAUUUUUCAGUCAAGUUUCAAUUGUCAUUUUAUUUGUCGUUGUGGAAGUUUGCAAUGCUUUUCGUAAGACUUACUUUUCGCUAGCGCAGAUAGUCUUUCGUAAGAAAUAUGUAGUCAAAAUUUAAGUCCUAACUGUAUGCCGUCUUGAUUAUCCUUGCAGCGCUGCUGAAAUUCUUCUAUUGCACGUUACAUCAUCCCGCCCAUUUUGGUGUCGUUUGACUAAAUUCUCAUUUAUUAGCAUGCAUUGUUAACCGCACCGCGAUGGCCGCCAUGUUUUUGUCUUAUCUUUCUUGGGAUUAUUUGAAAUUAAUUCUUGAAAUACUCUUGGCCAAUGGUAGGCUGCUAUUUCAAACGCUUCUCUCAAUUAAGAUGAUUAUAUAUAAUACGUUUUUAUGAUUAUAACAGCAGAAGUCAAACCAGUGUGCGGUGGAAGUGUUGAAUAGCCGCUAGUCAUUUUCAAGCUUAGAUUAGUGGGUUAUUUCCUAGCAUUUUGAUUGGCUCAAUUAUUCAAGCCAGAUUUUGUACGAAAACCUCUUUGUUUUUUUUUUACCAGGAAAUUCCAAAUCUUAAAUCAAAAAUAUGUUUGUCAAAUUUUCACUUUUAAACCAAUAGGCCUUUUACCGAAUUCGCUCGAGUGUUCACAAAACUGUCGUCGCUGCAAGUGGAGGUUGUAYUUGAUSUGUUMAUACAUUAACUGUAUYUUAUCAAGUCCAUCCUCRACUUGGAAACAUUGUUUCGUGGUCACCCAAGAAAAUCGGGGAAGGCUAUGUUCAACUUUUUCUUGGCAAAACGAAUGUGAGAAUACCAAUAACGACUCUAAUAUUUGUAUUUUWAAAAUGUCUAAAUUUUCA